UGAGAUACGGCGUGAAAAAGAUUGCAUUUUUAUCAUUGUUCUUCGACUUUUUCUGCUUCCCUUCCUCUUUCUCCUCCUCCCUUUUGACAAUGCGAAGAGGAUGAGGAACGAGAAGAGAGAUAGAAGUCAGAAGAGGAGCAGUUGCUGAAACUGGUUUCGGCGGUCCUCUCCCACCCGCCCUACCGUCUCUGCUCUUGGAUAGUUCUUCGCCAGAUGUGGACAAACUGCUAAAAGUUCGCAUCUUCCUAAAAAUUAAUACUUCAAUUGUUGCAAUCCUUCGUUUUUUACUGCUUGCCCCAGUGAUUCUCGCGUUCUGCGACCUCUUUGGGACCCCGCGAAGGCGACAAAUCCGUCUCGAGUUUUGUAACGUGAUUUCCCCCUUCAUCUUUUGGCUUAUCUUGUCGAGAUUUGACCCGAAGUUCGUGUCUUGCUGUUGCCUAUGUUGAAUCCCUCGAUUUGUUAUCCGAAAAGGUCAAUUUUUUGGCUACGCCCUUGAAGGAAAAGCUCCCAAAAGUUCGGAUCUUUGGGUUGCGCACGGAAUCGCCUGAUUCUGAUGGGAAAUUGCUGCGGGGCGCCUGCCGAUCCGGAGAAGAGGAGGGCAAGGAGGAAGAAGAAGAAGGAGAAGAGACCGAAUCCCUUCUCGAUUGACUACAACCGCGGGCCGGGGCCGACUCCUACCCUCGUCGUCCUCAAGAACCCCACCGGAAGCAACAUCGGCAGCCGGUACAAGCUCGGGCAGGAGCUUGGCCGCGGCGAGUUCGGUAUCACCUACCUCGCCACCGACACGUCCACCGGAGACCGCUUCGCAUGCAAGUCCAUCUCCAAGAAGAAGCUCCGCACCGCCGUUGACAUCGAGGACGUGCGGAGGGAGGUGGAGAUCAUGAGGCACAUGCCGAGCCACCCCCACGUUGUCAGCCUCAAAGACACCUACGAGGACGACGCCGCUGUUCACCUCGUCAUGGAGCUCUGCGAGGGAGGUGAGCUCUUCGAUCGGAUCGUUGCAAGGGGCCAUUACACUGAGCGGGCGGCCGCGGGUAUCAUGCGGACCAUCAUCGAAGUCAUUCAGGAGUGCCACAAGAAUGGGGUUAUGCACCGGGAUCUUAAGCCUGAGAACUUCUUGUUCGGGAACAAAAAGGAAAAUGCCCCAUUGAAGGCAAUUGACUUUGGCUUGUCUGUGUUUUUCAGACCUGGUGAGUGCUUCAAUGAAAUUGUUGGUAGUCCGUAUUACAUGGCACCUGAGGUUCUAAAGCGAAAUUAUGGCCCUGAAGUCGAUGUUUGGAGUGUGGGUGUUAUCCUAUACAUCCUUCUUUGUGGUGUGCCUCCAUUUUGGGCAGAGACUGAACAAGGUGUUGCACAGGCGAUUCUUUGUUCUGUUGUAGAUUUUAAAAGAGAACCAUGGCCAAAGGUCUCUGAUAGUGCUAAAGAUCUUGUGAGGCAUAUGCUCGAACCAGAUCCUAAGAAGAGGUUGACGGCUCAGCAAGUUCUUGAUCAUACAUGGCUGCAGAAUGCAAGUAAAGCUCCCAAUGUUAAUCUAGGUGAAACCGUACGAGCAAGACUUCAGCAAUUCUCUGGGAUGAACAAACUUAAAAAGAAAGCUCUACGGGUUGUGGCUGAAUACCUCUCUGUCGAGGAAGUUGCAGACAUAAAGGAAAUGUUUGACAAGAUGGACAUUAAUCAAGAUGGGAAACUAUCCUUUGAGGAGCUGAAACUCGGUUUGCAUAAGCUCGGUCACCAGAUUUCAGAUUCAGACAUCCAGAUAUUAAUGGAAGCAGCUGAUGUCAAUGGAAGCGGUACCUUAGAAUACAGAGAAUUUGUUGCUGUAUCAAUCCACUUGCGCAAGAUUGGAAACGAUGAACACCUGCACAGAGCCUUCUCAUACUUCGAUCUGAACAAGAGUGGAUACAUAGAAAUUGAAGAACUCAGUGAUUCCUUAGCUGACGACUUGGGUCCAAACCGAGAAGAAGUUAUUAAUGCAAUCAUCCAUGAUGUCGACACAGAUAAGGAUGGAAGAAUAAGUUACGAGGAAUUUGCAGCAAUGAUGAAAGCAGGCACCGAUUGGAGGAAGGCGUCGAGGCAGUACUCGAGGGAGCGGUUCAGUAACCUCAGCUCUCGGUUGAUGAAGGAUGGAUCUUUGCAGCUGAUAAGUGGGGGUAGAUAAAACCGAACAAGAACAAGCACAAGUGCACAUUUGAAAUUGUUAGUCCUUCUGUUUUUUAUGGUUUCAAGUUAUUCUUUCGACUGCACGGCUGCACCGAUGUAGAAUUUACGAGGAACAUAGAGAUAAGGUAUUCUGACGGAGGAUUACUAUGUACAUAAGGAACGCCAUUGGGGGAUGGAAAUUGCCAGUUUAGUCUAUUCACCCCCUCCAUCCUCUCGGUAUACUGUGUGAUUGUUUUAUGUGCAUCUUUCAAUUUAUUGUGCCAAAAAAUUGAUUGCA
Zingiber officinale is the source of this 2437-nucleotide messenger RNA. Its product is annotated as calcium-dependent protein kinase 20-like. Gene Ontology annotation, cellular component: cytoplasm; nucleus. The transcript has 8 exons. Lineage: Eukaryota; Viridiplantae; Streptophyta; Magnoliopsida; Zingiberales; Zingiberaceae. Bases 554 to 2158 code for a protein of 534 amino acids. Gene Ontology annotation, molecular function: calcium-dependent protein serine/threonine kinase activity; ATP binding; calcium ion binding. The record is from RefSeq and is a predicted model, not a curated record. Gene Ontology annotation, biological process: protein autophosphorylation; intracellular signal transduction; peptidyl-serine phosphorylation.